Molecule: messenger RNA, 4566 nt
Organism: Geosmithia morbida
Lineage: Eukaryota; Fungi; Ascomycota; Sordariomycetes; Hypocreales; Bionectriaceae
Product: kinetochore protein Spc7/SPC105
Exons: 2
Coding region: 1-4566 (1521 amino acids)
Biological process (GO): mitotic sister chromatid biorientation; protein localization to kinetochore; mitotic spindle assembly checkpoint signaling
Source: RefSeq, a predicted model, not a curated record
AUGUCUACGCAGCGUGAGGCUACGCUGCCGGCUACUCGACGUAUUCGAAAAUCUAUCGGCUCGGUCAAUGACACACAUAAACUCGCCGACAAAGAGAAUGCGACCGUGGAUCUGGGCAGGGCCGGUGCUGCUGCGAGUAAGAAGUCGUCACGCAGCAAAAGUUUAGGACCUGGUGGGCUAGAUGCUCUCAAGCAAGGAAGUGGAAACCGCCGUGCAUCACUCGCCGCCCCCUCGAAACCUCCGCGCUCCAUCUUGAAGCCAACGAUCUCCGCGCUUCCAGAGAUCCCGCCGCUGAAGAACAAAGGCGUCCUACAGAAACCGGACAAAAGGCGCAGCCAGUCGAUCAGCCGCGACGAUCAGACACAGUCGAAAAUUGCCCUGCGCACCGAGGAGGAGCAGCAAGCUGCUGCGCGAGAGCGGGAGGAGCGUGAAAGACGUGAUGCCCGCCGCAAAUCACUGGCCAACCGCCGCGUUUCAUUCGCUGCAGAGGCCACACUCCAUACUUUCCACGAGAUAGAAGAGUUGCAAGACUCAAGAGCUUCUGCAAACUCUAAUCGGCGUGCAUCCGCUGCUGGAAAGCCUCCAGCUGUCGUUGAUCAUGGUUCUGGAAUUGGAGUGUCUGGCCAGCCACCCAACGUACUUUCCGACAACCCGGCACACCAACAGAGUUUACAUCACUCCGGAUUCCCCGCCGCCAGCUUCCAGAAUCGGGACGACGACGACGAGAGCGUUACUUCCAUAAUCUACAGCUCCGACUCUGAACCUGCCGACGUUGUAGAGGAGAUUGGGACGGAAGAGGAAGAGGAGGACUCAAAUAGCGACUCGGAUGACGGCACAAUGAUGAGUGUUGUCACGGAAGAAAUAACAGGCACAUCCAUGGGUUCUGAUAUGGAUAUGACAGAGGAAGAGUCAACCUUAGAUGAGGCUCUUCGUCUUGCUGCCCAGAGGGCUAGCACCCAAAAUCUUGAUGAAGACGUGGAAGAAUAUGUCGACGACUCCGAUCCCGAAGGCGAAGAAGUCAUCCCUUCCUUUGGAUGGAUCAAGAAGGGAAACCAGCAAAAUGAAGCAGCACUUCCGCCGCCGAAACCGACCAGGGAUGACACGAUGCAGACCGACAACGGCACAGAAAUGGACAUGGACAUGGACAUAACCAAUGCAGUCGGUGGCAUCAUCAAACAUAUACAAAAUCAAUCUCCCGAGAAAGACCAGGACGAGGACAUGUCAAUGGAGGUCACUGGAGUCUGGGGCGGUAUCCUUAGCCAGCAACGACAGGCGACGAAGCAACAGCCUCCUUUAGAGGAGGAGAAGGAGGAGGAGGAGGAGGAAGAGCCUAUAGAAGAACAAACCAUGGACUUGACAGUCGCCAUCGGUGGUAUACGCCCAACACAGGUUGACGAACCUGUCGACUCCGAUGAUGGCGGUAACGAGGACAUGUCAAUGGAGUUGACUACGGUCUUGGGUGGUGUUCUCGGUAAACAGAAACGCCAGAGUGUUGGCCCUAACCGCCAAAGAUCGUUUCCUGACAAUAGCGGUGGUUCUGAUGCGACCAUGGACAUGACCAUGGAUAUGACUACCAGUGUUGGGCGUAUUCUUGGGACCGAUAAAAACAAUAACACGGACGGAGACACUACCUCUGGUAUGGAAAUUACUACUGCCAUCGGAGGUAUCAUCAGCAGUAACAAUAACACAACGAAUACACGGAACCUCGGAAAGCGCAUCAUGGUGGAAGAAGUGGAUAAGCCGAAUGGCCCCGAAAAGGCUAUUGAGGCCGCCGUGUCAUCUCAGGGCUCACCCGCACGACGGACUUCACCACGGAAAUCGACGCAAGCUCCCCUUUCAGAGAACGAUGCUGCCGGGCAGUGGGCAUUCCAAGGGAAAAGUCUGCGACGCAGUGUCGGACAAGCCUUGCCGACCACAAGGGAAGCUACGCUGGUCUCUGGUACACCGUCCCUAGCGAAAACAGCAACUCCGAAAUCGAUUGGUACACCGUCAAGAGAUUCUCCCUCCCAGGGCCGACAAAGGCUCACGCGGUCAGUGUCGAGAUCUGCCUCGAAAUCUGCUUCGCCACAGAAGCCACCAUCUUCGCAGAAAAAGACGCCGGCGCGACCUCCAACCAAAUCCCCACGACGGACACCCUCUUCGCGCGGCACUUCGUUGCCUGACCAGGGGACCCCAAACGUGGGAAAUCUCGAUGAGAGAACCCCGACUGUGCCAACCUCCCAGCGUAGGCUCUCAGGCCUUGGUGCGGAUCGUAGUGGUCUUGGUUCACCGCGAGUUAGCGCCAUGCUUGAUCGCCGAGGAUCGCUUGGGGAUGCAGCCACGGACUUUAUCCCGGGGAAGCGUCUCGUUUCAUUCCAAGACCCCCGGGUGAUGGUUGAUGAGGUUGAUCGCGAACGUCAAGAAGAGGGCGUCAAGGAGAACGAUCGCUUCAUGUUCGAACGCGAAGCUGGCGGAGCACAUGAAGACGUGGACGCUACUUUCAACCUCAGGGAAAUGAUCGAUAGCAUGAGCCCGAAGCGUGCCUUACUGAAGGGCCGCAAAAGUCUUCACGUCGGAAGCGCUAGAGGUCUUCUUGGAAAGCGACCGACCGAGCUCGACGAAGAAGAGGAUGAAGACUCGGAGCAGGACGGCGUCAAGAGGCUCAAGGGUCACCAGGGAAGUCCUGUCAAGAACGUCAGGUUGCAGAACAGUCAUCCGAAGCCGGACACGACUGGACGGUUUACGAGGCUUUCCCACACCAACUUCGAUCAGCCUUCCAACACGCCAGUUCUAAGUUCCCCUUCAAAGAAUGCGACACCCAGCAAAGAUGCUGCCAACGCCCGUUUCAGGGACGUCGGAGACCAGCCUACGACACGAACUCUCAACUUUGACGAAUCGCCAACUAAGGACCUGGCUCAGCUCGAGGAUGAAGCAGGCGACGGCCGCAUCCAUUUACAGACUUUCCUCAACAUGACCUCCAUCCGCUUCAUGGAGCUGACAACUACCAAGCGACGACAUACCGUGGCGCCGAGCUCAUUCAAAGAUGGCACCGCAGCCGAAGACGAAGAUGAUGCGUCUCUUGAGCGUUGCGUUGUGGCAGGCGCAUGCACCGUGCCCACUUUGGAACUAUACCAGCAUUCCUGCCGCGAGUUGAAGAAGUACAUUUCCGAGGGCCGGCGUAUGAUGAAGGAGAUCGAGGCCGACACCUUUGAGGAGAACCCGCCACUCUUCCGCGAGUACAUGAUUGCCACACCGGAUGUUAAGGCGCUCAUGGACAACCAGUUCAAGAAUGUCAAGACCCAUGCCCGUCUUCUCAGCAAAGCCAUGUGGUACGAAUGGCGCAUGAAGCUCCAGGACGGUCUCAAGGAGGGUCUCAUUAAGAUCUCUGAGGGAAUGGACGGCGACGAAAAGCUGCUUCAGAAGCAGAAGGAUAUUCUUGACUCGGUACUUCCUGAUAUCGUGUCCCAUCACGAUGCCCUGCUCAAGGAAUGCGCAAAUCUGGAAGAGGCGGCCCGCGAACUUGCCGACUCAGACCCGGCCCAACUCCAGUCGGCACGUGACGAACUCAGUGGCCUCGACAUGGGCAUCGCCGAGAAGAAGAGGCUAAUCGCUGAGCUCCGCCAGCAGCUCGAGGAAUCCGAGACCAAUGUUCAAGAGUUGACUGCGAAGAAGGACGACUGCCAGGCUGACAUUCAGGCGUCUGAAAAGAUCCGCGAAGAGUGCCGGGGAUGGACGAGCUCCGAAAUUGAUGCUUUCCGAGGCAAGCCUUUUCCCUGUAACCCAAAGGUUUUGGACCAAGCAAAAGGAAAACGGAAGAAAGCUGACAAUAAUAUCAUAGACCGGGUCGAUGCCAUUGAGCGUGAAUACGGAUGGGCCGUGACCGGCAUCUCUGGCACCAUGCUGUCCAUGACGUACAAGCGAGAGAUUGAGCUCGUCUUUGACAUUGCAUCAUUCCAACCGGGGCAGCCCAACUCGCGCAUCGACCUGUGGUACAUUGCCGACUACCACGACGAGACGGGCGGUAACAUUAUCAGUAACAGCAACGGCAAUAGCAGCGGCAACCGGUCUUCGACCAAGACAGCUGACAAAGACCUGUUCCUGGAGUGCAUCCGGGAUGGCGUGCGGUCUCUCGUGCAAAACAAGACGCCCGUGUCGGACAUGCUGCGCAUGGUCAGUGGCGGGUGGGACAAGGCGCGCUACGUGAGCGCGCAAAUCGAAGCCAUCAAUACGACCUUCCCCACGACGGUCAGCAAGACGUCGGACUCCAGCGUCGCCAUCACAACAUCCAUGAUGCUCCCACCCCUGCAAACGAGGGUCGAGGUCACGCUGGGGCUCCACGGGCGCAGUAACACCGGCGCCGGGCACGAUGCCGUCGACUUCGGCAUCGCUCCGCAGAUCAAGGUCGUCUACGGCGAAAACUUCAACGUCGCCAAGGUGACCGAGUUCCUGUCCACCCAGAUUGGCGAUACUGUUGUCACGGGUGAGGCCAUGGAGUGGAGCGAUAUUGCCAUGCAGCUCAGGGAGAGGCUGCUCGCUAGAGGGAGGAAGAAGGAAGGUCUACCGCAGAUGGUUAAGACGCGGGCAUGA